Acipenser ruthenus (sterlet) is the source of this 3259-nucleotide messenger RNA. RefSeq names its product nuclear distribution protein nudE-like 1-B. The transcript has 11 exons. The record is from RefSeq and is a predicted model, not a curated record. NCBI's taxonomy places the organism in Eukaryota, Metazoa, Chordata, Actinopteri, Acipenseriformes, Acipenseridae. Gene Ontology annotation, cellular component: kinetochore; kinesin complex; centrosome. Bases 660 to 1694 code for a protein of 344 amino acids. Gene Ontology annotation, biological process: establishment of mitotic spindle orientation; mitotic centrosome separation; microtubule nucleation. Gene Ontology annotation, molecular function: microtubule binding.
UCGAGACGCGUGAUGCGUGUUUGAUACGUCACAUGGUGGCCCACGCGUGCGUGCCGGAAGCUGAGUGACUCCCAAGAGUCUGGCUGGUGCUUUGAUUUCUAAACAGACAGAGACGGCAAGAGGAUGUACUGAAACUGAGACGCGGAUAGACUGUCGGCUGGCAAUGUAUAGGUUUGUUAUACAAUAAUAACAACAAUACAAAUAUCGCCUAUCAAUGGUUAUAUGUAUGAUUUCAUUAUGAAUAUCGACGUUGUGAGCGGGGUCGAGUUUUGGUAUAUAACGUCGAGCGCGUUGCCGUUGCUUCUGCGUUUUUGUUGACAGCUGACUGGCCUCCGUCUGACGUGUCAUGCUUCUUUCUGGGCAGCAACUUAUUUUUUAUUCAUAAAUUGAAAGGACACACUUCUCUACAUGUUAUAUUAUAAACAAUAAAACGGAUAUGAGACCGUGUGUUUGAAAAGAUUGCUGGCACGCGGCCUUCAUGUAUUUGCUGGAACUUUAUGAAGUGAAUUCUGCUGACUGAAUAUUAUUGCAGCUUCCAGUACCACUACGGUGGCCCUUCUCACCCCCAGUGGUUGAAAUUUUAAUUACUUUGCGAAAGAGGGCAUUGUGCAAGUAAUAACUGAAAGGAUACCGAAGUAGCAGUGACUGGAAUAUAACUAAUGCAGGCCGAUGGCAUUGAACAUGAGGUGUUCUGUAGCUGGGGUUUAUUUACCAUGGACACAGAGAUGAUACCAAAAUUCUCCUCUACGGACGAGGAAAUUAAUUACUGGAAAUCCCUUUCAUUGAAGUAUAAGCAAAGUUACCAAGAAGCUCACGAGGAACUGCUGGAAUUCCAGGAAGGAAGCAGGGAGUUGGAAGCGGAACUGGAAGCUCAGCUGGGGCACGCGGAGCAUAGGAUCAGAGACUUGCAGCUGGACAACCAAAGACUGAAAAACGAGGUUGAAACAUUAAAGGAAAAACUUGAACAACAAUAUGCACAGAGCUACAAGCAGGUAUCUGUGCUCGAAGAUCAGUUAGGUCAAACAAGAGCCAUCAUAGAUCAACUACAUAAAUAUGUAAGGAAGCUGGAGCAGGCAAAUGAUGACUUGGAAAGAGCAAAGAGGGCAACAAUUGUGUCAUUGGAAGAUUUUGAGCAGAGGCUGAAUCAGGCCAUUGAAAGAAAUGCGUUUUUGGAAAGCGAGCUUGAUGAAAAAGAGUCUCUGCUGGUAUCUGCACAGAGAUUAAAGGAUGAAGCCAGAGAUCUCAGGCAAGAGUUAGCAGUGCGAGAGAGACAGACGGACAUAACAAGAAUGUCUGCCCCCAGCUCUCCAACUCUGGACAUUGAUACGAUGGAUUCAUCUGUCCAAGCAUCCCUCUCCUUGCCAGCUACUCCUGUAGGGAAGAGUGCAGACAAUGGGUUCACCACAACAAAAGUAAUACCAAACGGUUGUGGCAGUUCUCCAUUAACCCCAUCUGCAAGGAUAUCAGCUCUUAACAUAGUUGGGGAUCUCCUGAGGAAAGUAGGGGCAUUAGAGUCAAAGCUGUCAGCUUGCAGAAAUUUUGCCAAGGACCAGGCAUCCAGGAAACCGUAUGCAGGGAGCAGCCACCUGAUGAACAGCAACAGUACAAAGUUUUCACAUUCAUUGCACACAACAUACUUCGAUAAAGCGCAGGAAAAGGUCAUAUUCUCUGCAUUUAUACGGGCAGGGCAGUAAACGGGCUUGACCAAGGACCCCUAUCAGGAAUGGGUUCCCCAAGAUCCCUAUCAGGAAUGGGUUCACCAAGGUCAUCCCCCCCGCCUGGCAUGCUCCAGCUCAGUGUCUGAGCUGGAGCCAUUACCCAAACACGUCCCGCUUUACUAACUGAAGGAGGAGGAACAAUGUGUUAUUUAUUGAACUGCAAAAAAAAAAAUUAAAGACUUGAAAAGUACAGUUCACCUGUUAACUUGUUCUGUUCAUAUCUGCUCACAGAUUUUUUUUUUGGAAUCAAUUCCUUUUCAGCUGUAGCAUGGUUUACUUUUCACGAGAUCUUAUCUGGACAAGUGUGCAACAUCCUUUCCUGGUUUCAUUAUUAAGCAUAGUAUAGCAUAGUGCAAUAUUUUGAUGACACUUGAUUGACAAUCCUUUUGUUAAACGUGGGUUUUGUUUUUAUAAAUAUAUAAAUAGUAUAUUCAGACGAGAUCUGAUGUAAAGAUAAGGGAUUUAAUUUAAGCACUUGUUUUUAAAAUACAGUAUUUAUGUUAAUUAUUUUUCAAUUUUUUUAAACUGGUAACCACGCUAUACAUUUUGGGUUAUAAACAGUAUAUUUGGACAAGUUGUUUUCUUGUUUUUUCAGAACAGCUGCUUUUUGAUAGCUGUAGGGGACUUGCAUCAAAACUGUGCUGCUGUUGCGGUUUUUGUUUUUGAAUGAAAGAUUGGGAUGCCUGAAAAAAACGGUACACAGGUUUGAUCCAAUUCCUGAAAUGGUUAGUGAUUCACUUGCUUGAAAAUUGAUGCUAUAUGGACUUCCCACUUACCAGUACAUUUGUUUUGCACCUACCUAGCACCCAUCCAAGGCUUUUGAAUUUUUUUCCUCUAAAGAUGGUAAAAUACACCACCUUUUGAAAGGUGCACCAUGGAUCUAGACACCUCACCACCAACCUCGGGGUGAAGGGUUAAACAGUAUUGGAAAGUCCUGUAUGUAAUAUAGUUUGUUUUUUUCUUUCUCUCAACAGUGUUAUAUAUAUAUAAACACACAUACACAUGUAUUGAGACAAAUUUCCCACUUGUAGAUUGUGUCUGAAAUUUUGUAUUUAUGAUAUUUUUUGUUUCAAUGUGCCUCUACUUGGUGGAUUUGAAACCCAUCAAACUCCUUGUUUGUUUGUUUGUUUGUUUUCUGUUAUAUCACAGAUUGUUUGGCUUUCUACGUUUGAAACGAAAGUUUUCAUUUUAAUAUUGGUAAAUUGGUUAUUAAAACAUGAUUCGGAACAUUAGCAUAACAUUACAGUAUCUGUUUCUUUAAAAAGACAAAAUAAAUAUUUUUGUGCAUAUGUAUUUAUUUGUCAAAUACUCACUUGCUGCAUUGCUCAUUUACACUUGUUUUAUUGUAUAUAGGUUUGUAAACAUAGUAACUUUGCCAAAGUCGUUUGUAUAUAACUUGGACUUGGUAACUUUUAUUUAUUCAGUUUCUUCAUGGCAUGUAUUGAAAUGAGAAAGUGUAUCAUAAUACCGUUGUAACAGGUCACAUAUCAUGAUGUAGAACGGCUGUCUAAAUCUAAAAAUAAAGAUCUUUAAAAAAAAUA